Micromonas commoda is the source of this 2007-nucleotide messenger RNA. RefSeq names its product Multidrug/Oligosaccharidyl-lipid/Polysaccharide flippase. Gene Ontology annotation, cellular component: membrane. The record is from RefSeq and is a predicted model, not a curated record. The transcript has a single exon. Bases 1 to 2007 code for a protein of 668 amino acids. Lineage: Eukaryota; Viridiplantae; Chlorophyta; Mamiellophyceae; Mamiellales; Mamiellaceae. Gene Ontology annotation, molecular function: antiporter activity; xenobiotic transmembrane transporter activity. Gene Ontology annotation, biological process: transmembrane transport.
AUGCGGUGCGCGGCGGUAUCGCGCGCGCCGCUGACCGCGGCGCGUAUCACGCCCGGGCCGCGAGAGCGUCGCAGCCGCGGCCGAUGCGCGCGCGUCUCCGCCGCGAGAUGGGUCGACGUCCCGUCUGGACCGGGCACUCGACGUUCGCUCGUCGGCCACACGCACGCGUGCCAUGCUCCAUCGAGACCCGGGCGCUUGAACCAGCGAAGCCUCGGUGGCUCCGCGGCAUCGCGCCGGGCCACGUCGAAUCCCCACCGAUCACGACGACCCAGCGCGCGCCGGUUCCAUCGCACGAGGGCGUCCGGUGACACCGACGGCGAAGCGGUGUCCACGUCACGGGCGAAAGACGACGAUGGCGCGCGCGAGAGUGAUGAGGGGUCGUUGGACGCGGCGAUUUUCGCGCUGGCGCUCCCCGCCGUCGCCUCGCUCUUACUCGACCCCGUGCUGGGCGUGGUGGACACCGCGUUCGUGGGCCGGAUCCGAGGCGAAGGCGCCGCCGAGGCCCUGGGAGGCCUCGCGGUCGCCACCGCGGUGUUUAACUUUUCCUUCAAGCUGUUCAACUUUCUCGCAGAGGUCACCGGCCCGCUCGUCGCGUCGCAAAUCGCCGCCGCAGAGGCGGAAGCCACGGCUCUCGACGACGCCGGCACGACGACGACAAACACGACGACAAACACGACGACGACGACGCGCGCCGAGGCGGCGGAGACCGUGCGGGGCGCGAUGACCUUGGCGGUGGCGCUCGGGAUCUUCGCGUGCGUCGGGCUGGAGCUCGGCGCCGAUUCGGUUUUGCGGUGGUCCGGCGCAGACGGGGUAUCGUCGGGCGUCGCUAACAGCGGAGUGGACGGCGGGAACAUGUUACGUCAGGCGGAGGCGUACCUUCGCGUGCGUGCGUUAUCGGCGCCGGCGGCGUUGAUCGGGACCGUCGCGGUCGGGGCGUACAGGGGUUUACUGGACACCAAGACCCCGCUGCUCGUGUCCGGCGCGGCGAACGCGGUCAACUUGGUGAUGGACCCGGUGUUGAUCUUCGGCUUUGGGCCCGUGCCCGCGUUUGGGGUGGCGGGCGCGGCGGCGGCGACCACGACCGCGGAGUGGAUCGCCGCGGUGGUGUUCUGGAAGAUGCUCGUCGACGAGGGGUUGCUUCCGGGGAUGGACGGGGAGACGCGGCGACGGGACCAGUCACAGUCACAGUCGACGACGGAAAUUUCGGGAACUUUGAAGGGUCGAACGAACGACACCGGGGCGACUGACAACCUCAUUGGAUCUCCCGGCUCAUCCAUCGCGGGGUGGUUCGGCGCGUUGAAACCCCUCGCCGCCGGGUCAGCCUCGCAACUCGUCCGCACGCUCAUCUUACAGGCGGUUCUUCUCAGGGCCACCGCGGAAGCCGCUGGCGCGGGCGCGGCGGCGCCGCACCAGAUUUGCGUUCAGGUGUGGUGGGUCACGCUGUUCGCGCUGGACGCGUUGGCGGUGGCGGCGCAGAGCCUGGUCGCCUCUUCUCUGGGGGCGGGCGACAUGGUGAGUGCGAGGCAAGCCGCGGAUCGAUGCCUGCGAUGGGCGCUCGCGACGGGUACCGCGGUCGGAGUCGGCAUCUACGCGGCGGGUCCCGCGCUACCCGGCGUCUUCACCGAAGACCCGUCGCUCAUAGAGAGCACCCGCGGCCCUCUGGCGCUCGUCGCGUCGCUUCAGCCCCUGAACGCGGCGGUGUUCGUCGGGGACGGGGUGUUGCAGGGCGCGGCCGAUUUCGAUUACCUCGCGAUGGCGAUGGCGGCGUCGGCGGCGCCCGCGAUUGUGAUGCUGGGAGCGGUUGGUGUCGGAGCGGAAACCGGCGUGGCGCAGGGGGCCGCCGCGGAGGUUGUGUCCGCGACCGCGCUCCAAGGGGUUUGGCGCGCCAUGGCGGCGUUGCAGCUGGGCAGAGCGGGGACGUUGUCGUGGAGGUAUUGGUUCGACGGGAGGAGCCCCGUGGCGUCGCGUGAACGCGCGGACGAGGCUGGGAAGGAGAACGGGGAAUAG